UAGUUCAUACACAUGCAGCGCUGAGGCGUAGUAUUCUGUGUGGGUGUUCUCAUUCCUUGGAGUUUACUGAAGAUUCUAAACUGCUAAGAAGCGGUUUUAGAAUUGUGGGCAAAGCGAUUCUUUCUGCGCGUAGAAGUUUAUCUGUUCUCCAGUACAAAUUUGGCGCCGGAGCGCACGGGAUCUUUAGGGAUCAGUUGGCUUCUACAGGAUUUUAUCUGCUCCCACUUAUCUGGGAAUUUAGCAAGUUGCGGCUGAGAGGGAGCGCACAGCGGGACGUUAGUAUGCACAGCCAGGCUGGGCUCUGAUGUGGGAAGUGUUUGCAGAGUGAGUGGAGGAGGCUGAGCCUGGGACUCUCCCCCCCGCGGAGAUGAGCUUCUCAUUGUUCGGCUUCUAAAGCCCAUUCAGGGGCACUCACUCACUCACGCACUCACUCACACGGCAUGGGCCCCUUGCUAUUGUAUGCCCACUGAGCACGGCACAACAUGGAUAUUACAAUUUCUCAACUGAUGGACCAGUUUCUGGAUAGUCCGCUGGUGACCUGGGUGAAAACCUUUGGCCCAUGUGGGAAUGAGAAUGAAAGUAAAUUGGAUAUUUAUAUGGAACUUGUGGAUGGGGUCUUCCUAAACAAGAUCAUGGUUCAAAUAGAUCCUCGGCCCUCCAAUCAACGUGUCAACAAGCAUGUGAACAAUGAAGUCAACCUGCGUGUUCAGAACCUUACUAUACUGGUGCGCCACAUUAAGGCCUAUUACCAGGAGGUUCUCCAGCAACUUAUUGUGAUGAAUUUACCAAAUGUUUUCUUAAUCAGCAAGGAUCCCCUCACUGGUAAAAGCAUGGAGGAACUGAAAAAACUUUUGCUCCUGAUGUUGGGUUGUGCUGUGCAGUGUGAUAGAAAAGAGGAAUACAUUGAAAGGAUCAAGCAGCUGGAUAUUGAGACUCAAGCAGGAAUAGUAUCUCACAUUCAGGAGGUAACCCAUAAUCAGGAGAAUGUUUUUGACCUUCAGUGGUUAGAACUUCCUGACAUGGCACCAGAAGAACUGGAUUCACUCUCCAGGAACAUGGCCUUGCACCUUAAGAGACUUAUUGAUGAGAGAGAUGAAUGCAAAGAGGUAAUUGUGGAUCUGACGCAGGAAAGGGAUUAUUUGCAGUUCCAAAAUCCUCCAAGUCCUUUGAAGUCUUCAAGUCCUGAUACUUCGACCAAUAUGGUCAGUCAUCUGGCCACUGAGAACAAGAAACACCUGGCGGUGGAACUUGCUGAGAGCAAAGCAAAGCUCCGUAGGAUACGUCAAGAGCUGGAAGAAAAAUCUGAGUUGUUGUUGGAUACAAAGCAUGAAGUUGACAGACUCAACCUAGAGCUACAGAAGAUUAAGCAGGAGAACUUCCAACUUGCUGCUGAAGCACGGACAGCCCGCACCUACAGAGAUGAAAUAGAUUCCUUGAAGGAAAAAGCCAGCAGAGUGGACCGUUUGGAGAAUGACUUAGCUCGGUGCAAAGAAAAGCUGCAUGAUGUAGAUUUCUACAAGGCUCGAAUGGAUGAACUGAGGGAAGACAAUAUGAUUCUCAUUGAGACAAAAUCCAUGUUAGAGGAACAGCUGGCUGCUGCACGAACACGGACAGACAAACUCCACGAGCUUGAAAAAGAAAAUUUACAGCUUAAGUCAAAAAUUCAUGACCUUGAACUGGAUCGUUACUCAGACAAGAACAGGAUUGAGGAGUUGCUGGAAGAGAAUAUGGUACUGGAGAUAGCUCAGAAGCAGAGCAUGAAUGAGUCAGCUCAGUUGGGCUGGGAACUGGAGCAGCUGUCCAGGAGCACUGACCUGUCUGAUGUGAGAAAGUCAUUUGUGUUUGAGUUAAAUGAAACGGCAUCCAGCAAGAUAUUGAAGCUAGAAAAGGAAAAUCAGAGCCUUCAGAACAUUAUUCAGGAACUAAGAGAGGCCUCACUCAUUCUGGAGGAGGGCAACCUUAAGGGGCAGGAGUUGGAGAAGGAAAAUCAGCAGCUCAACAAAGUGAUUGAAAACUUGAAUAAGCAAAUUGAGAGGGAAAACCAGAGCAGCUCGGAUCUGGAGAGUCUAAGUGAAGAUCUUCUCAAAGAAAAAGACCUGCUUUCUCAAGCAGUAGAGAAUAUAAAAUCUGAAAAGGAAAGACAGAUUAAAGAGUUGGAGCAGGAAAAUAAGCACCUCAGUCAGACACUGGAAGCGGUUCGGCAAAGGUCUCAGGUUAGCACUGAAGCAAGAGUUAAAGAUAUUGAGAUGGAAAACAAAAUCCUUCAUGAGACUAUUAAAGACACAAGUAGCAAAUUGAAUGAGUUGGAAUAUGAAAAGAAACAGCUACAGAAAGCCUUUGAUCAAGCCAAGGAACAAGUGGAGAAAGUGGACAAAAUGGAGAAUGAGGUACAUAGACUAGAAAAACAGAAUGAAAUAUUAACUAAGAAAGUGACCUCCAUAACGAUUGUAGAAGAAAAGAUGCAAGCCCUAGAAAAAGAAAAUGGGGUUUUAGAAGAGGAGAACAUAGUGUUGAAGAAGUCUUUGGACACAUUGCAGAAUGUUACAAUAAGGUUGGAAGUACUGGAAAAUGAGAACAAGCAACUGGAUGAAGAAAACUUUGAACUGAGGAGAGCAGUUGAAGCCAUGAGGUUCUCCUGUACAAAAAUUACACAAAUUGAGAGAGAAAAUAAUGAGCUUCUAAAGGAAAAAGAGGAGCUGCAAAAGAACGUUGAGCUUUUGAAGGCCCUUGGGAAGAAGUCAGAGCGCCUGGAAGUCAGCUAUCAGGGCCUAAGUGAUGAAAACUGGAGGCUGCAGCAAAUGCUGGACAAUGGAAAUAAAAAGAUUGAUGAUCUACAGAAAGAGUUGCAGGACACUGAGAAGGAGAAUAAAGAUCUUCAAAAAACCUUGGAGGAACUGAAGAUUUGUAACAAGAGGCUGGAGAGAAUGGAGGAAGAAAACAAAGCAAAAGACCAAGAAAUGGCCCAGGUGGAGAAAGAUAAUAAAACAUUACAGAAAGAGUCAAAGAGGCUGUGGCAGCAGGUGGAGCUGAAGGAUGCUAUCCUGGAUGACAACACUGUGAAGCUAGCAGAUUUAGAGAAAGAAAAGCGCACACUAGAAAAGGAGGUAUCCAAGCUGAGAGACUUAUCGACUAAAACACGAGAUCUAGAGAGGGAGAACAAGGAUCUUCUACAACAAAUGACUGUUGACAAAAGAACACUAGCUACAUUAAGAGAGGAUCUGGUCCUGGAAAAAUUAAAAACCCAGCAAAUGUCUAGUGAGUUGGAAAAGCUGAGCCUUGAAUUGGAAAAAAUUGGCCUAAAUAAGGAAUUGAUGUUGCAAGAUGAGAACAGCAAUGCUGAAAAAAAAUACAAACUAUUGGAGAGCAAGAUUGAAUCAACACUAAAGUCAACACUAGCAGUGAAAGAAAACAAGAUAUUGGACUUGGAAAUGAAGAUAGAAGAGACAAGCAGUCUGAAUCAGCAGCUGCAGAAUGAACUAAAUUCGAUUAAGAAAGAUAAUAUAGCAUCCAAGCAAAACCUCAAGGGAGCUGCUCAGAAUUCCUAUACACAGCUCAACAAUAAACCAGAAUGCAACAGCCAGAUAAAUGGGCAACGAGAGACCAUUGUGGAACUGCUUAAGUUUAAGGACCGAACUAUUGAGCUGGAAAGAAAUAAUGCAGCCCUUCAAGCAGAGAAGCAGCUGUUCAGAGAGCAGCUUCAUCAUCUGGAAUCUCAGAAUCUUAACCUCAGCAAUCAGAUGGGGACUUUACAGAAACAGGUCACCUUUCUUCAGGAACACAACACUGCUCUGCAGACCCAGACAGCCAAUCUACAGGUUGAGAAUGCCACUGCCACAUCUCAGGUUGCCUCUUUGAAGUCCCAGAUCUCUCAGCUUCAAAACCAGCUUUCUGCUCGGGAAAGUGAGAAUGAAAUUCUCCAGCAGAAGAAAGAGCACUUAAGGGUUACACAUGAAUCACUGCUUCAGGACCAUGAGCAACUGGGCUCCCUUCAUGAACACCAGUCAUCAGAGUAUGAAGGGCUGAUCAGCCAGCACAGUUCCUUGAAAAGCCAGUACAAGAGCCUGGAGCAGGCACAUCACAGCCUGGAAGAAAGCUACACUACACUAAUGAAGCACAAAGAAGAGCUGGAGAACUUAGAUGCCAUUUUAAAGAAAGAGCAGGAAGUUCUGCAACAGGAAAGGCGGAAGAACUUUGCUGCUAUGGAAGAAAAUCAGAAACUUAAGACAGAUCUGGAAAGGUUGAAUUUCCUGCACGGAGAACUGCAGACAGAAUACAGCAGCCUUCACAAGCACACUAAGGAGGUAAAAACCUCCCUGAACAAUGCUCAGAUGGAGUUAAAUCGCUGGCAGGCACGCUUUGAUGAACUAAAAGAGCAGCAUCAGACCAUGGAUAUUUCCCUCACCAAACUUGAUAACCACUGUGAGCUUCUCACCCGUCUGAAAAGCAAUCUGGAGGAGGAAAACCAUCAUCUUCUGAGCCAAAUUCAAAUGCUCAGCCAGCAGAACCAGAUGCUCCUGGAGCAGAGCAUGGAGACCAAGGAGCAAUACCAUGAGGAACAAAAGCAAUACAUAGAUAAAUUACAUGACUUAAGAAGGCAAAAGGAGAAGCUGGAAGAAAAGAUAAUGGAUCAAUAUAAAUUUUAUGAUCCAACUCCAAAAAAGAAAAGCCACUGGUCAGGAGCCAAAGCAUUUGCAAAGCUGAUUAAACCAAAGAAGGAGCCCUCCAGGGAAAGUGUAAAAUCUCCCACAGAUGUUCAUAGUCAGCCGAUGGAUAACGCAGAAAUGGUGGCAUCACCAUCAUCCAUGAGACCGCUCCGGUUCCAGCAGGAAAAUCUAGAUAGUUCCUCACUUGGCUCUGAUGAAAAAGGCAGCCCCAAGGUUUUGUCUAGUAAAGUACUUGUAGAGGUUGCUCAGAGGCAGAACAGGAUGUCCUACCGUGGAGGCAGCAUUGAGCAGACAGAUGGCUUGGAACACCUCUCUCGCUCAAGAAGAAUGGAGUCAGGAUCCAGGGCUUCCUCUACAACUGCAAUCCACCUUACUGCCCCUGCACAUAAUGCUAAAGCCCUGCAUUUACCGAGAACUAAAGGCUGCAACUCUGAUGAUAACCUAUCUGACCAGCUGCAAGAGGCUGAAUCCCACACUGGAAGUUCCCGUGUGCCCUGGACCAGCAGUUUAGAAGGCAGCAGAAGUGCAUCACAAAGCAGCUCGCCCCUAACUCUCAAAGGCAGGCCAGAGAGUUUGAGCAGCGAAGAUAUGAUUCCCACCAAAGAAAUUGCAACUUUACCUAGUAACUUGUACCGUCCAAAUGCUGUUAUGCCGGGAGCUACCAAAAGCAGAGAGUCUCCAGUCAACAGAAACAGCCUUAAUUUGUAUGAUUACCCAGAAAAAAAGAUUCCUGCCCGUAUCCAAACCAGGCCACGUGCUGGGUCCCCAGGCAGCGAAAUGGUGACUUUGGAAGAGUUUCUUGAAGAGAGCAGCAGACAUUCACCACCCAGUCGCCGUCACAGCUUAAAUGAUUCCGAGCUCAUCACUCUGCAUCAGUUUCUGUUAGAGGCUGAGACCCUGAACCCUUCCUCCCAGUCCCCCUCUCCCACUCUGCAUUUCCAGGAACCUUCCCAAACAGCUGUGCCAAAGAGCUUGCCGUCGCUUGAGAACUGCGAAUGGAGGAAGAGAGCAGACAGGGCCAGUAGGAGAGCAGCUUCGCUGUAUAUCCCCAGGGACACUGUUACCAACAGGGAUGAUAUGCUUGGUGACUUUUUUAAGAAGGCUGUAGACCCUCCUGAUAUCCAAAGCCCCCUAUCUCAGCUCGGUUAUAAGAAUUCUGCACAGAUGCCUACAAGUUUUGUGAGUCCCACAGUGAAGAUAACUGGUGAUACCACUGAAGGAAGGUUAUCCAAGCCAGGCCAGUAUGUGAAACCAAAUCCCAGGCAGUUGGAUACUCCACUAAAUGCAACAGGUUCUCUCCGACAUCAAUCAAAUGUUUAUUCUUCUUCCAGCCAGACACCAGAGCCACAGGGGCUGCCAAAUCAUGGAGCAAUGGACAGUAGGGGUAACUCACUGAGCAGAGCAUUCAGUCUGGCUUCAGCAGACCUCCUUAAAGAAAAUGGUCCUGAAAUGGGCAGGCAAGAAAAGUCUGAUGUUGAAAGCCCACUGGGAAAGGAUUUUAGUAGCCACAUGAUACGAUCCUCUACUCCUUUAGGGUCUCAGUCCUCCUUAAGAGAGAAGCAACAGCCUGGAAGAAUGCAACACAUUCUCCGUGGAGAUGACCCCCGAUGUCGUUCUUUGGAUUCACGGCGCCUGUCUUUGGCACUUCCAAAGGAAGAAACUACGCCACAGCCUGCCCCAUCUGCUAGUGGCCUACAGCAGCAAUAUACACUUGGCUAUGGUGCCAUCAAAGGAAAACCCAAACAUCUGUCUCGAUCUGGAGAGGUAGCGUUAGUAUCACCGGUCCGACCCAUAUCCAGUAUUCCAGAGCUGGAAGCUACUCCGGGAUUGGUUUCUGCUGGACCUGGGAAAUCUCAAAGCACAUUGCCCAACUGCUCCCCUACACCAGUAAAUGAAGAAGAGCCCACCAAAUCUGGAACUCUAAAAAGUACCCCUGUAUCACCUGACCCCAGUGUUGAUCCUCAGACUGUUUGGUAUGAGUAUGGCUGUGUAUGAAGCUGUUCUGGCACAUAGUAGCUCAUGUGUUGCUUCCUUGGGAUUUUACUUGAAGGAUAACAAUUUCAAGUAUUCCUUUACAUUUUCCUUCUUAAAUGACAGAUAGGAACUCUAUGCAAAGAAAGCAAUUGGGGUUUUCAGAAUUGUAUGUGUUUAGGUGGUACUUAGCCCAUACCAUUUAAGCAUGAGAAUGCACAAUGGGAUCAUUGGCAGGUAAAUGUAUUUUCUCACUCUGGUUGUGCUCAUAAUGUACCAGGAACAUUUACCAGCACCAAACACGCACUUAGCAUUCCCAAAUUAAUUUCAUACAUUACUCAGACACAAAGGUGAAAGCCUCUUUUCAGUUCACACACAGUGAGCACGCUCAUUUCUGAUCAUGCAGUUGGGAAUACUGAGCAUGCUCAAGUCUGUAAACUGCUAAAAUGCAUAAUAACUGAAGUCUUUAGUGUUAUUCUUUGGGGCUGGGACUUGGUAAAUAUUGUUUUGCUCGUCUAGUAACAGUUAGUCGGAUGAACCAUUUUGUGGUAUAAAGAAUAUGAAUUAGAAAUGUUGCUUUAUGGUAGGUCUCUAAUGAACUAUGAAUGUCUUAAUAUUAAUUUAUUGCAUGGACUACUCAUUCAGCAUUGCUAAAGGGUAGAAAGCUGCUAGUUCAAGCAUAAAUAUUUAUUGCUUCCUACUGAUAGAAGGAUGUUUAGGCUACUACUAAAGCUACUCAAAAACAGUCCUGAUUUUAAUGUUUACACCUUUGCUGCUGAAGGGUGUGAGCUUGAUUAUUGGUCAGUUUGCCCCUACAAAUAGCAAAGCUACUGAUGUUAAAAUGGAGGGUCUGUGAUCCCCCCCCCCCAAACAUGUGCUGCUAAUGGGCUAUACUACUGAUAUAGGAUUCUCUUUAUAUAAAUUGUGUAGGUUAAUUACAGUAAGUAUAUACAGUGAUUGGACAUGGCUCAGUUUAGUGAUGGUUUGUGCAUUAUACAUCAUCAGUGAUGUGAAUUUAACUUGGCAGUUAAGCAAAAUGGAUGUCCCUUUCAUCAUGAAUCAAUGUAUCAAAUGGUGCUCUUUAUGUUGAAGAAGCCAAAUACAAAUGCCAUUGUUAACAAGGGCUGGCAACUGAAUCUGUGGCUAUGAAUUUACAGUGGUUAGGUAGCCAGUUUGUAGACACUAGGCAAAUGCGUUAUGUGGAAGUUUCAGAGAUGCCGACAAUUUGCAGGUCUUAGAGGGGACAGGCUGCCAUUUAUAGCCACUGUCUUUCUCUAACUAGCCAUCCAUGUCUCAGGCAAUGGUCUCCCAUUGUAUUCUGUCAGGAGAGCCAUAGAGAAGUUGCCUCUAAAACAUACUUUGCAAUGUCUUCAUUGAUUAGUUGAACACUGGAAGAUAAUGUGUAAUGGAACAUGUAAAUAUUAUGUAUAUUUAAUGUAUAUCAUAGAUUUUGUAAAUAUGGGUGCCAUUAAUUUUCUGACUGUAAGGGGCCGUUGCAGCCCAUUGUAGGAAAUCAUGAUAAUUGUAGGGGCCCCGUGACUGUAAGGAACCCAUUCUAGGAGCACAUGAUUCAUUUAUUGGCUGCUCAGCUGUCCCCCAGUGUCUGGGUAUACACAAAAAAAAGUACCAAUACAGACUUUGGGGACAUAGCAUUUAGAGGGCUGCUCACUGCAACAUUGGAGCACCUUCCUGAAAGAGAUACAUUUCAUACACUUAAAAACCUCAAUUAUGACCGCAAGUGCAACACACAAAAAUGAAUGCAAAUUUCUGUAAAUUAACACCAUCUAUAGAAGAUGGUUUUGCCCAAACACUGUCCUUGCACUUUCCUGUAGUUCCUUGAGCAGAGAUGCACCCACCAAACCCCCUCUAAUGAAAGUUGCACAAGUGCGUCAAUUGACUUUGGGGAACCCUGGAAUUAACACCACCACCCUGGAUUUAGUUAUUAUUUCAGGGCUUCAAUCAAUAGACACUAGUGAAUUGCACUCUAAUGCUGUUAAUGCCACCACGUUCAUUAGUGAUGUGCGGCCCAGCCUGAAACCUGCCGGACCUGUGGGUUUACCUGCGGGUUUGGCAGACCUUAGCACACUGCUUGGGGGUCGAGUCGAGGGUAGGUUCUGGCUGAGGGCUCACUUCCACCCUCACCAACCGUAACCCUCCACUGCCCAGCUUCUGCCUUUAACAGGCUAUAGUUAUAAGUGCACAGCUGUGUGACCUCCCCCUUUUGUGACAUCAGAGAUGGGGGUGGGACAGCACAGGUCUAUAAAUAUAGCUGCUUUGCCAGGUUGGGUCGUGUGCGGGUUGGAGGUGGGCGGAUUAGGGUCAGGUGUGGGUUCACUCGCACAUCACUAACACACAUUGGUGUCCAUCAUCAUCCCCAUUCUGAAAAGGCUAGCUGCAACUUGCACUGAAGUCAUGAAGACAGGCUCACAAAAUAGCACUGGAUGCAACUUGGCUGGUUGCCACACUGACACUGGAUUUUUUUGGGGGGGAAAAACUGCUUUGUCACACUGUGCUUCAGUUGUAAAUAGGGCUUUCAGUGUGUUUGAAGGUUCAUCUUGAACUAAACGUUGUGUGUCUUGCCUACAUUUCUCUUGCUUUUUUUUCAUAUUCUCAUGUUACAGUUAAAUAAUUUGUGCGUAUAUAAAUAUAUAUAUGUGGUUAAGAGUAGCAUUUAUUUCAUUCAUGCAAAACUGUUUUGCCAACAUAACAUAUUUGAGGUGGAGGAUAUUGAAUUCAUUUACUGUCAAACCUUUGCUCUUCCUGUCUGUAGUUCUGCACGGUAUCUAUGUAUAGCAAAUUGUGUGAAAAAUACUCAGAUUUUUACAAUAAAUCAUGUGUGAUCUUUUUCUUAA
Messenger RNA from Xenopus tropicalis (tropical clawed frog), 9487 nucleotides. It is a transcript of the gene ccdc88c, whose product is annotated as coiled-coil domain containing 88C. Gene Ontology annotation, biological process: cytoskeleton-dependent intracellular transport; signal transduction. Gene Ontology annotation, cellular component: cytoplasm. The transcript has 31 exons. Lineage: Eukaryota; Metazoa; Chordata; Amphibia; Anura; Pipidae. The coding region runs from base 483 to 6659 and encodes 2058 amino acids. The record is from RefSeq and is a predicted model, not a curated record.